Molecule: messenger RNA, 957 nt
Organism: Scheffersomyces stipitis CBS 6054
Lineage: Eukaryota; Fungi; Ascomycota; Pichiomycetes; Serinales; Debaryomycetaceae
Gene: LST8
Product: TOR complex subunit
Exons: 2
Coding region: 1-957 (318 amino acids)
Biological process (GO): regulation of actin cytoskeleton organization; TOR signaling
Cellular component (GO): TORC2 complex; TORC1 complex
Molecular function (GO): protein binding
Source: RefSeq, a predicted model, not a curated record
AUGUCUGUCAUCUUAGCCUCUGCUGGCUAUGAUCAUACGAUCCGGUUCUGGGAUGCUUUGACUGGGGUAUGUUCCCGUACCAUUCAACACACUGACUCUCAAGUCAAUCGGUUAGAAAUCACAUCCGACAAACGAUUUCUUGCUGCGGCUGGAAAUUUGUAUGUGAGACUUUACGAUAUACGACAAGCUGGCACCACACACGGUAACAGCAACAACAACAGCAAUAAUAACAACAACAACAAUCCCGUGAUGACGUUUGAAGGCCACACGAACAACGUGACCUCUUUGGCAUUCCAGAUAGAGAACAAGUGGAUGGUGACGUCGCUGGAAGAUGGAACUGUAAAGGUAUGGGACGUAAGAGCACCUUCCGUUCAACGGAGUUACAAACAUCAUUCACCCGUAAACGAAGUCGUGAUCCACCCCAAUCAAGGUGAGUUGAUCAGCUGUGAUCAGGAUGGAAAUAUCCGAAUUUGGGACUUGGGAGAAAACCAGUGUACCCAUCAUUUGAUUCCAGAAGACGAUGUACCGAUCAAUUCUUUAUCCGUAGCCAGUGAUGGUUCGAUGUUAGUAGCUGGUAACAAUAAAGGUAACUGUUAUGUGUGGAAGAUGCAGAAUCAACGCGAUAUAACGCUGUUGACUCCUGUAACGAAGUUCAGGUCCCAUCUGAAAUACAUCACCAGAGUGCUUCUCCUGACAGAUAUGAAACACUUGGCCACUUGCUCAGCUGACCAUACUGCUCGAAUCUGGUCUACGGAGCAGAAUUUCAAUCUUGAAACGACGCUCCAGGGCCACCAGCGCUGGGUAUGGGACUGUGCCUUCUCUGCCGACAGUGCCUACUUAGUUACAGCCUGUUCUGACCACUAUGUCCGUUUAUGGGAUUUGUCGAACAGCGAAACUGUCAGACAGUACAACGGGCACCAUAAGGGAGCCGUUUGUGUAGCUUUGAAUGACGUGUAG